UUUGUCUCCCCUGCUAUGGAUGCAGGUGGGGUAGUACGAUAUAUCUUGCACUGCCAGCAAUUGACCAACAGUCUCCCUUGCGUCCUGUUGGGCUUGUUCUUUUUUUUUUUUCGUUCUGGAGAUGAUUUUUAAUUUGCGCUGAUCACUUUCGUGCGACUGUCAACAAGUUUACGCUUUAUUCACUCGUUCAUCCGUUGUGGCUCACAUGCACGCACACACAUAAGCCAGAUGGACGUAUGGACGGAACCCCCACGGGUGACAAAAACAAGACAGGCGCUCAACAUACUCGGCUGCAUCUGCGUGUUCCUGCUGCACCGAGCCGCGGGCGUCUACACUCAGUACCCGGCGCUGGUCGACCUGCUGAUCAGCGUCUUUUUUGCCGAGUACUGCCGCUUCACCAACGAGGGCCGCAGGAUAGCGCUCGCCAAGGCCGAAGAUGCCGCCAGGGAGCAGUAUCUAGAUGUCGCACAGCAAGAGUCCAAGAUUGGGCUCGGCCCCCCGCCGGCCGCGCACCUCAGCUGCGACGCCGUGGCCAUGAUUGUGGGGUGGCGCGAGGAUCCGACGCUGUGGCGGAGGUGCCUGGAGAGCUACAGGAAUGCAGACGGCUGGGCUUUUAUGGUUGUCGGGAUCGAUGGCGACGAUGCCGAAGACGAGGAGAUGAUUGAUAUUUUUCGAGAGAUGAACCCUACUCAUUCCUACGUCUUGCACAUAGACGAGCCGCUGGGGGAGGUCAGCAGCAAAGUUUUGGAGGAAAAGUACGCCGAGCUUAAAAAAUGGGGGCAGGUCAAGAUCGACCAAGAGGACGUUCACGACAUUGCCAUGAGCAGAUGCAUGGACAUUGCGCGACAGCACGUGCAAAAGAUCAUGCAACAAGAUGGCAGCAUCAAGCACCUCCUGGUUCACCAGCGCCACCUGCACAAAAAGGGCAUCAUGUUUACGAGCCUGGUGUUCUCCAUGGUGAUCGCCGAGAUGAAAGGCCUCCGUUUCCUGUGGACCUCGGACUCGGACUCGUUUGUCAAGCACGACUCCGUCCAGGGCACCAUCUGCACCAUGGCCAGCGACCCGGGUGCCGGCGGUGCCAGCUCGGGCAUGGCCAUCCACAACGCCGACGAGACGUUGGUGACCAAGCUCUCGGCGUCCGUCUACUGGUGCGAUCAAUACCUCACACACGCGCUGCCGGCCUCGGUGGGAGUGAACGACUGCCAGAGCGGGCCCAGCUCGGCGUUUCGGAUAUCUGCCAUUCGCCCCAUCUUGGUGUCGUGGUACAACCAAAAGGUGUUUGGCAAACGAAUGAUUGUCAACGAAGACAGACACUUAACCACACUGCUGCUGAGUCAAGGUUGGCGCGUGAUUUAUGCUGGAGAUAUCAUGACCGAGACGGAGAAUCCGACGACUCUAGAGCGCUGGAUACAGCAACAGGUUCGAUGGGCGAGAGCCCAACACAUUGAAACCCUGCUCCCCAUCAAGGUCUACGCCAUGUCCCAUCCAUUCCUCUUCCUUUCGGCGCUGCGCAGGGAGCUCAACCUCCUCACAAUCUUCACGCAAACAUUCGCCUACCUCUUCCUGGACCGACAGCUGCUCGCCUUCAACAUGCUCGAUUUCUGCCUCCACAUCAGCGGCAAGGCGCUGUACGGCGUGAUCCGCAGCCCCGACGAGUCGCAGUCCCUCCUGUCGGCCGUGGUCUGGAUCGUGCCCGGCAUGAUCUUCUACAACAUACCGCAGCCGGCCGUGCAUGCCUGGGGCCUGGCGACCCUGACGGCCGACACGUGGGGCACGUCGAUGCGUUCGAGCGGCGAGCUGGCCAAGAGGGACGGGCUGAGCGAGCGCUGGUACAAGUCUGGGUUCCUGGUGGUGUGGAUAGGCACCGUGGGCGCCCUUCUGGCGAAAUGGGGCCUGACCCGUCUGGAGUUGCUGCCCGAGCAGAGGCUGUUGGGUAUGGCAGUGACGGGAUUGCUGUGUUCGUUUUUCAUGUGGAGACAAGUCAUUAAUUAUCGAUAGGGGGGAGCGGUGAGGUAGAAAGAGGGAGAGGGAAUGAAUGGGCUGACCCGCAGAUUUUUUUCCCUCCUUUGAUUGCACUGCUACUGUGUUUUUUUUUGCAUGACUAGCCAACGUCUACGGUGCAUGAGAGCACUAAUCCCACUUGUCCAAGCCUCU
Messenger RNA from Pyricularia oryzae 70-15, 2154 nucleotides. RefSeq lists its product as uncharacterized. The record is from RefSeq and is a predicted model, not a curated record. The transcript is spliced from 4 exons. The coding region runs from base 229 to 1998 and encodes 589 amino acids. Lineage: Eukaryota; Fungi; Ascomycota; Sordariomycetes; Magnaporthales; Pyriculariaceae. Gene Ontology annotation, molecular function: hyaluronan synthase activity. Gene Ontology annotation, biological process: hyaluronan biosynthetic process; extracellular matrix assembly.